Molecule: messenger RNA, 1500 nt
Organism: Seminavis robusta
Lineage: Eukaryota; Bacillariophyta; Bacillariophyceae; Naviculales; Naviculaceae
Source: the annotation of a GenBank genome assembly
AUGAUUCAGGGUACCCUGAAUCUUGUGCUGGGAGACAUUGGAAACAUCAUUGCAACUUCUUUCAUCGUCUUGGCGACAUCCGUCAUUUACGUCUGCAAAUGUCAACUUUCGCCUGAAGAGGCAGCAGCAGAAGAUGAAGCUUCGCAGACACAGCCAGAACAUACCGGCACGGUUGCAGUUGACCAUGAAACAGAGUCGAGCCAAGAAGUUGUUCCAUUACCGGCACUUGAGCAAGUACCGCCUACCAUUGAUUUGAAAGAAGCAAGAGUCGAGGAAGAACCCGUACAACAAGAGCUAACCCCACCCGCUAGACCCCGUCUUUAUUUCUUGGAUACCCUCAAGAUCUUCCUGACCUUUAUAGUCUUGGAACAUCAUAUUGCCUGUGCCUUUGGUGGCUGUGGAGAAGGAAGCUGGUUUUUGAUCAUUGGGGAAUACUCCAAUCCUUUUCAAUACGUCGCCCGAUCUUUUGCAACGAUGAAUCAAGCCUAUUUCAUGCCGCUCUUCUUCUUUGUGUCCGCCUACUUUACUCCCUCAAGUUACCAACGUCGUACCAAAGCCGAGUUCUUGGACAAACACAAGGUGCGAGUGUAUAUACCAGCCAUGGUGGCAACCUUUACUGUGGUGCCUGUCUGUUGCAUGAUUGGUCAGUUCAUGGCAGGUAUUACCAUUGUGUAUUUACCACGUUCAGGACACUGUUGGUUUCUGCUGUGGCUGCUGAUUUUCAAUUGGGCCUACUGUUGCAUUGGUGACCGACUGAAGAAGCGAAACCACGAAGAGGGGGAAGCGCCAGAUAGACCAACUUCCACUCCAUUUCCUCGGCUACAAAAACGCCUUUUCUAUGGUUUCUUGGUCUGUGGACUCCUCAUGUUUGCAGUCGUAGUGGCUUUGGGUGGAGGUGGAAGCUUCUUUACCAUGCCAAUUACGAUUGGCUCCUUGAUGUGCGAUAUAGUCUUCUUCGCCGCGGGCACUCAAGCUAAAGCGAACAAUUGGUUGGCACCAGAGAACCUUCGAUCCAAACUAGAAUGUUCCAUCUGGUAUCAGCGGGCUUUGGUACUGGUCGAAGGUGGCUUGAUGUUAUUCCUUUUGUUCAUGGCAGAAGAAGAAAUGGAGGUUCUAUACAUUCCAAUGUUUUUGGUUGCAGGAGUCUAUUGCAUUGACAUGUCCCUCGUGCUCUUGGAUUUCUUCCAAAUCAAUGUCAACUAUCGCAAUGCUUUUAUUGGAGCAUUGGCAGAUGCUGCUUAUGGAGUCUACAUUCUCCACCCUCUUGUAAUCACGGGUGCCACAGCAGCCUUUCUCAAGAUCUACAACAAUCUGCAUCAAGACAACCCGUUGCAAUUUGAAGAUGAGUCUGUCGUAUCAAAGACACAACUCCAAGGACCAGGAGAUGGAAGUCUUCACCUGUUGGCAGGGUUCCUGAUUCUCUCCGUGGUCUGCAAUCUGGUAUGCUGGCCUUUGGCCUGGUGGAUUCGACAACUUCCUGGAUUUCGACGCUCUCUUUGA